GGCGUCGUGGGCGGGGCUGAAGUCCAGUUUCUGCGCUCUGUCAUGGAAGCCCGAGUUGGGAGUUCUUCCUAGUGAAGGCGGAGAAAAGAAGGAAGCAAGGAAGGUCUUGUCAAAGGGUUUUUUUUUUGGGCGAAAUACCAUGCUCUUGCCAGCCUGCAGGGUUUCCCGUCCAGCAUGUCGUUGUCUGUAUGUAUUAAAGUCAACAAGAAAACACUGCCUCCUGCCUUUUAGCACAGUACGAUGGGCUUCUACUACUGUGCCUCGUAUCACCACUCACUAUUCUAUACAUCCCCGGGACAAAGACCAACGAUGGGAAGGGGUGAGCAUGGAAAGAUUUGCAGAGGAAGCUGAUGUUGUUAUAGUUGGAGCAGGUCCUGCAGGACUCGCAGCAGCUAUUCGACUCAAGCAGUUAGCCCAGGAACAUGGCAAAGAAAUUCGCGUGUGCCUUGUGGAAAAAGCUUCUCAGAUUGGUGCACAUACGCUUUCCGGAGCUUGCCUUGAGCCACGUGCCUUGGAAGAACUUUUCCCAGACUGGAAAGAGCGAGGGGCUCCGUUACAUACUCCUGUAACAGAAGACAAGUUUGGAAUACUAACAGAGAAGUCUAGAAUUCCAGUUCCCAUUCUUCCAGGACUUCCCAUGGUUAAUCAUGGGAAUUACAUAGUUCGCCUGGGACAUUUUGUGAGUUGGUUGGGUGAACAAGCAGAGGCACUUGGAGUUGAAAUCUAUCCAGGCUAUGCAGCAGCUGAGGUUCUUUUUAAUGAAGAUGGUAGUGUGAAAGGGAUUGCCACAAAUGAUGUUGGUAUCCAUAAGGAUGGGGCACCUAAGGCUACAUUUGAAAGAGGCUUGGAACUUCAUGCCAAAGUCACGUUGUUUGGAGAAGGCUGUCAUGGGCAUCUCGCAAAACAGUUGUAUAACAAAUACAAUUUAAGGGAGAAUUGCCAGCCUCAGACAUAUGGCAUUGGGCUUAAAGAGCUUUGGCUUAUUGAUGAAAAUAAAUGGAAAGCAGGAAAAGUAGAGCACACUGUUGGCUGGCCUUUGGACAGGCGUACAUAUGGAGGAUCUUUUCUUUACCAUCUAAAUGAAGGUGAACCACUGGUAGCGCUUGGAUUUGUGGUUGGUUUGGAUUAUCAAAAUCCAUAUUUGAGCCCAUUUAAGGAAUUUCAAAGAUGGAAGCAUCAUCCCAGUGUACAGCCUACUUUAGAAGGCGGUAAAAGGAUUGCUUAUGGUGCCCGAGCUCUUAAUGAAGGUGGAUUCCAGUCCAUCCCCAAACUCACCUUUCCAGGUGGAGUCCUUAUUGGCUGCAGCCCAGGUUUCAUGAAUGUUCCAAAGAUUAAAGGUACACACACAGCAAUGAAAAGUGGCAUGCUGGCUUCAGAAGCCAUUUUCAAUCAACUAACAAACGAAAAUCUUCAAUCAAAAACAAUAGGUCUUUAUGUGCCUGAAUAUGAAGAAAAUCUAAAGAAAUCAUGGGUAUGGAAAGAGCUCUAUUCAGUUAGGAAUAUUCGUCCUUCCUGUCAUAGUGUUCUGGGUUUGUAUGGAGGAAUGAUUUACACUGGCUUGUUUUACUGGAUACUAAGAGGAAAGGAGCCUUGGACCCUAAAACAUCCAGGAACAGAUGCAAAGCAGCUAAAGCCAGCCAAAGAUUGCACGCCUAUUGAAUACCCCAAACCUGAUGGGAAAAUCAGUUUUGACUUGCUUUCAUCAGUGGCUUUGAGUGGUACAAAUCAUGAGCAUGACCAGCCACCUCAUUUGACUCUGAAGGAUGACCGUGUUCCCGUCAACCAUAACUUAGCUAUAUAUGAUGGUCCCGAGCAACGAUUCUGCCCUGCAGGAGUUUAUGAAUAUGUUCCUGUGGAAAGUGGAGAAGGUUUACGGUUGCAAAUAAAUGCUCAGAACUGUGUCCACUGCAAGACAUGUGACAUUAAAGAUCCAAGCCAAAAUAUUAAUUGGGUUGUACCUGAAGGUGGAGGAGGACCGGCUUAUAAUGGAAUGUAGUGUUGAUCAACAUGGAAAGGAUAUCCUUGCCACUGCUGCAAAAUCAGUGUCCUCAGAUUAAUAUCCUGUUCGAGAAUGAACUUGGUGCCUUAAGCAGUACGUCCAAAGGCAGUACGUCCAGGUGCACUAGCCUUAUUUGAGUGUACAAAAAAGUAUGGAAAUGUGAGGUGAGACUCGUAUGAAUACAUUGCAGUGCGGUUUGCCAAAACUUCAGUACAAAUAAUGGACAUAAUGAAGAAUGUGAAAACAGAUAUCAAAUUCUCUAAACUGUUUGGCGUCUUUCUUUUUCAUAAAUUUUAUUGACUUUGAUCUUAACAGCUUGGAGAACACUACAACAGAUUUCAAUGCUGUGAAAGGGAAGACAAUGAACCAUCUGACAUAACUUCAUUUUGUUAAGUAAUAAAUACUUUCACAACACGAA
Molecule: messenger RNA, 2417 nt
Organism: Anolis carolinensis (green anole)
Lineage: Eukaryota; Metazoa; Chordata; Lepidosauria; Squamata; Anolidae
Gene: etfdh
Product: electron transfer flavoprotein dehydrogenase
Exons: 13
Coding region: 140-1996 (618 amino acids)
Biological process (GO): electron transport chain
Cellular component (GO): mitochondrial inner membrane
Molecular function (GO): iron-sulfur cluster binding; electron-transferring-flavoprotein dehydrogenase activity
Source: RefSeq, a predicted model, not a curated record